AGUUUCUGUGGAGGAAGGAUAGACUUUUACCAGUAGACAAUUGGGUAAAAAGCUGUCAAUCUGUUACCGCCCCAAAACACCGGAAUUACGAGAUGGGACAACGCAGACUGUAUCUCAACUAAAAAGACAAAGGAUAAACAGCAACAUUUGCCAGAUUUCCAUUUUUCAUCUGGCAGACGUGUUCCAUUGUCCUUGAGAGCGGUACCCCCCCGCCGCACACUGCUCCUCUCUCCAGCUGUCACUUGAACCUCCUUUUCCUUCUGCCCCCCACUCUCAACACCCCCCACCCUCAAUUUCCCCAACAACCCCCUCACGGAUACACAGCCCCGAUGGCAGGGCGCCCAUCCCGACCCAGUGGCCAGCCCCAGUCCAGUAAGGUGAGCCAGUUUAAAUUGGUUCUACUGGGGGAGACAUCAGUGGGGAAGUCCAGCCUGCUGCUGCAGUUUGUCAAAGGCCAGUACCAGGACUUCGGGGAGAGCACCAUUGGGGCGGCCUUUUUGACUCAGAUGGUGAGUGUGGACAGUGCCAUGGUGAAGUUUGAGAUCUGGGACACGGCUGGUCAGGAACGCUACCACAGCCUGGCACCUAUGUACUACAGAGGAGCUCAGGCAGCCAUAGUGGUCUAUGACAUUACCAACACAGAGACCUUUGUACGAGCCAAAGCCUGGGUGAGCGAGCUCCAGAAACAGGCCAGUACAAACAUGGUGAUAGCCUUAGCGGGCAACAAAGCCGAUUGGUCUGCUAACAGAGCGGUGGAGUAUACGGAUGGUCAGGGUUAUGCUGCUGACAACAGUCUUCUCUUCAUGGAGACCUCUGCCAAGACAGCCAUGAAUGUCAACAACCUCUUCCUGGCCAUAGCCAAGAAACUGCCCAAGAGUGAGCCACUGGGUGGAGUAGCUGGCAGUGCUGGGGUUCGAGGAGGACCUCCAGUGGACCUCAGACAGCCUACCCAGACCAGCCCUGCCCAGUGCUGUGGAAACUGAGGAAGGAUGGGGGAGAAGAGAAGCAAGCUCACAUCUGAGGGAGGAGGGAAGUUUAAAGAGAUUUUCCAGACAAAAGAAAGGAGCGUAAAAGAGAGAAGUGUAGCAUGCAAAUGAGUUAAAGGAAUGAUAAGGGACAAAUACACUGAGUGUACAAAACAUUAGGAACUCCUUCCUAAUAUUGAGUUGCACCCACCCAACUGUUCAAGCUAUGUCAUGGAAAGAGCAGGUGUUCUUAAUGUUUUGUAUACUCAGUGUAUGUAGAUCAAUGGGAGAAAAACACACACUACAAUAAGAUGAACUUCUAUUAAAGUUAUCACUUCCCAACAUGUUUUUGUCAACUCGGCACUACUGGACAGCCAGAUAAAAUACACUUACUGUAUGGUCUGUACCUUUCCAAAUUUUCGUGGGUUUAUUUGAUAUUAUGAAAAUAAAUUUAAUUAUGUUGAAAUACAGACUGCGUUGUCCCACCUCGAUGUUUACACUCAGCAGUUAUCCCAGUACUAGAAACUAAGGCCAAAUGAACACGUGGUGUGGGGUUAUGAAGUUCUUGGCAAAUGCUGCCAAUCUGAGGACACAAACAGGAAGUGACAUCACAUUGGUCUUUCAGGCGGUGCGGUCACACUAGGCCAAAGCGAUUAAAACAGAGGUGGAGGCCAAACGUCUGUUUGCACAAAGCACAGAUCAUUUCUGAGAACACAUGGUCAAAGCUCCCAGCAGUCCCUCCUAUGACUGCAUAUCAAAUAGCUUUAAUCCAUGUUCAUUUGCCUCUCAAUCUUAGUUGGACAUUUAUAUUAUCAGCUCUGCUGUACAGUUCCUGAGCCUCUCAUGUAGUCCCUAAAAGAGGAAGUGACAUCAAAUGUAAAAAAAAAUAUCCUUUACUAAUAAAUGUGCAAUACUAAAGGUGUACUCAGCUGGCCUGUACUAUAGGAACGUUUUCUAUGUUGUAGUUAGAAAUAGAAUGUAUAGAACCAUGUACAGUACAGGUAACCCUAAUGUUACAGACUGUUCACCGGUGAUGGUUGAACAAAAUUAUUGGCCAAUUGCAUAGAGAUGGUGAUAAAAACAGUGGAACUAAGACAAUGAGAAGAUCAUUUCUUGUGGUUUGACAAAAUCAAUGUCCUUUAUCCGAUUUGUCUCUUUUGUUUCUGUCCUGUUUUAAUUACCACAGACGCAUUGCUCACUGCAAAUAUUACUGUGUUAUAGUUUCAUAGAAUUCCCUGGCUGUGUAUUGUUUUAUAAACACAAAGUAUAUAUUUGCCUAAUGGUGUUCCAAUAUAGCAUCAUAAAAGGCACUAUAUGCCCACUGGAUCUCAUUUCAAGUCUUGUAUUAUCAAGCUUUUUAUAACAGUGUGCAUUGCCCAUGUAUGCAUAUCCUAUAUCGCAGUCUCAAUGUCUUGUUUUAAAAUGUUUACAAAUAAGUGCCUUUCUUUUUUAAUCUUUAAUUGUUUGUUGGUCUAUUCAUGUGCAGUUUGAUAAUACAUAAUUGAUGUGAUAAGA
Messenger RNA from Oncorhynchus mykiss (rainbow trout), 2480 nucleotides. RefSeq names its product ras-related protein Rab-5B. NCBI's taxonomy places the organism in Eukaryota, Metazoa, Chordata, Actinopteri, Salmoniformes, Salmonidae. The record is from RefSeq and is a predicted model, not a curated record. Gene Ontology annotation, molecular function: GTPase activity; GTP binding.